UUUGUGAGAACCAUCUUGACGUUUGUGGUGUGGUGGACCUUUUAAGAACGGCAGAAAGUAAUGUUUAAGGCUGCAGAUGUUCCUCUCACGCUCUCUCGCUCGCGGGAAAUAAGUGCAGGCAGAGUGCAGGAUCACACACAGACACGUUCCUCUCCAGCUGCCUCGUGAGGCAGAGUGUGAUGCCAUGAGCGAGACAACGUCCAUCCUCUGCUGACAACCAUGAGCAACCGACUGAUUCCUGCUGUAAUGAACCGUCUGAAAAGGACUUUUAAGGGACUCGCCGGUAGAUUCACGCAGUCAAGAUGCGUUAUUUGACCAAAUCUCUGAUUUUAUUUCUAUAUUUUGCCAUUACCGUGGAAUGUUAUAAGCACGGUCACCGGGUGCGAAGGUGGGCCGGUACUGGGGAGACCCCAAAGCAUGGCACCUCCUUGUCAAAGAAGCCUCCAGAUGUGACGAAAUCUCGCAAAAUGAAGACAGAACACCUGCUCAAAGUAGAUGACCAUGACUUCACCAUGAGGCCAGCAUUUGGAGGUCCUGCAAUCCCUGUUGGAGUGGAUGUUCAGGUGGAGAGCUUGGACAGCAUCUCUGAAGUUGAUAUGGACUUCACCAUGACCUUGUAUCUGAGACAUUACUGGAAGGAUGACCGUCUGUCCUUCACCAGCAGCACCAACAAGAGUAUGACGUUUGAUGGCCGUUUGGUGAAGAAGAUUUGGGUCCCUGAUGUCUUCUUUGUCCACUCUAAGAGAUCCUUUAUCCACGAUACGACUACUGACAAUAUCAUGCUCCGGGUCUUUCCUGAUGGACAUGUGCUUUACAGCCUGAGAGUAACAGUAACAGCAGCCUGUAACAUGGACUUCAGUCGCUUUCCUCUGGAUUCUCAAACCUGUUCACUGGAGCUGGAGAGUUAUGCUUACACAGAUGAAGACUUGAUGCUCUACUGGAAGAGCGGAGAUGAGUCCCUCAGCAUUGAUGAUCGUAUCUCCUUAUCACAGUUUCUUAUUCAGAAGUUUCAUACCACAUCUCGCUUGGCCUUCUAUAGCAGCACAGGCUGGUACAAUCGUCUCUACAUCAACUUCACAUUGAGACGGCACAUCUUCUUCUUCCUGCUGCAGACGUACUUUCCCGCCACACUCAUGGUGAUGCUUUCAUGGGUGUCAUUCUGGAUUGACCGCCGGGCUGUGCCAGCCAGAGUCUCCUUGGGCAUCACCACAGUGUUGACCAUGUCCACCAUCAUUACUGGAGUGAAUGCCUCCAUGCCCAGGGUCUCCUACAUCAAAGCUGUGGACAUUUACCUCUGGGUCAGCUUUGUCUUUGUCUUCUUGUCUGUGUUGGAAUACGCUGCUGUCAACUACCUGUCCACUGUCCAGGACCGUCGAGAGCGCAAAAUGAGAGAGAGAGUGCGGUCUCAGUCACUGCCCUGUACCUGUGGUAUUUCUCAAACACGAACCAUGACCAUGUUGGAUGGCACCUACAGUGAAGCUGACACCAAUAGUUUGGCUGGCUACACUGAAGAGCCCAUAGUACCUGAGGAAGUACAGGCAGACAUGCACGAGGUUUCUGAUAAACCUGAUCAUAUGGUGGUACACCUGUCAGUGAGUAGUGAGUCCACAACAACGAAGAAGAAGAAGAGCCUUCGUGCCCUCAACAUCAUCCAGAACACGCAUGCCAUUGACAAAUACUCCCGAAUGAUUUUCCCUGGUUCAUACAUCUUCUUUAAUCUUAUCUACUGGUCGGUGUACUGCUAAACAACACUGUCAGUCAAGACUGAGGCCAGUGAGGACAUUAGCAUACACAGACAGUAUGAAUGCUACAUCAGUGAGACAAGGGACUAAUUCUGAGUGCUGUUGUGCUGCUAAAUCAUUAUAAUGAAGGACAUGAGCAAAACAUGUCUUAAAUGUUUCCAAUGUGACUAUGGGAUGUCAAUCAGUUAAAAAAAACAAAAGAUAUAAAUUCUGUUCCAAACCACUGAUGCUAAUUCUUGUCGUCUCUUUUAGCUUUGUCAGUUGUCAGCUGCUAUUGAAAAGGUCUUUGUACAAAUUACUGCUAUUCCUGAUAUGAUGAAGAAACCGUAUAUUUUGUAUUUUAAUUGUAUAGAUAAAGAUACAGUGUAUAGUGUCUGUAUUUAUGCCGUGAGGUAUUGAUUGUUUAUUUAUAUUUAUUGUUUUGAUUUUUAACAAUCAUAAAAUGAAAGUCACAAUGAGGUGCAUUGUUAAUCAUGACUCAGUUAUUUUCAUAUAUAUAUGAUAGAUAAAUAAUGAACUCUGAUCAUAUUUGUAAGACAGUUAUUUCAGCUAAAAUGAUAUUCUGACCUAAGAUUGAGGAACACACAUUAAGAGUUCUCCGAGGUUGUACUCUGUUAGUAUGCGCAUCAUCUUAAAGGCGAAUAAGUGCUUUUGCUUUAACAUGAAUACCUGCUUCUAUUUUGCUGGUGUCAGUUUCAGCAUUCUCAUUAUAUGCUGUAUAGAGUUCUAGAAACAAAUAUGGGAACAGCUCAAAUGUUUUUGUGAAGAAUGGCUUCUAAAAAUAUGAAAGAAAUUGAUUAAAUACAAAGUGAAGCUGAUGAAUGUCAAUAUAGUAACAUUAGUGGAAAAUAAUACAUAAUCAUAAACUUUUCCCUGUAAAAGAAAUCAAGAAACUCAGGAUUCAUGCCAUGGAGAACAAUACUAUGUAUACCAAAGUUUCUUGUAAUGUAACCAUAACUGCAGAGAUAUUUCACUUACCUAGGACACUUGAACUAAAAUUCAACGUACUAGUAACACAUGACAAAGAUCAAAGGUCUGUUAGUCAGUAUUAGAAGUUGGGCUGAUCAUAUAAUGGCUAACUCAACAGUAACUCAGCUGUUAGCAUCUUGCUGGUGAUUGAUCAACAUAGUCACAUAAAAAAAACAAUCAAUUCUCAAAAGACAGAGAAAUAUGUGGAUAUGCGUAGCAAUGGGUUUGUUUCAAUAAUGUGAAUAAUUAUUAGUCUGUGCAUGGUUCAGAGCAAAGAUUUGGUCUGCUGCUAUUUUUCACACUUCUUUAGUCUGAAAGCCUCAGUCUGGCAGGACUUAUUUACAAUUUUUACACUCUUUUAAAUAAAAUUAAAAUGCAAAAAAUAUUUGGAUGUGAAACAGGCAAGUUCCAGAGUUUUUCAUGUGAGCACAGGCU
Molecule: messenger RNA, 3146 nt
Organism: Haplochromis burtoni (Burton's mouthbrooder)
Lineage: Eukaryota; Metazoa; Chordata; Actinopteri; Cichliformes; Cichlidae
Gene: gabrr2a
Product: gamma-aminobutyric acid type A receptor subunit rho2a
Exons: 10
Coding region: 303-1745 (480 amino acids)
Biological process (GO): chemical synaptic transmission; monoatomic ion transmembrane transport; nervous system process
Cellular component (GO): GABA-A receptor complex; neuron projection; synapse
Molecular function (GO): extracellular ligand-gated monoatomic ion channel activity; neurotransmitter receptor activity; GABA-A receptor activity
Source: RefSeq, a predicted model, not a curated record